AUGGUAGUCCAUAAAAACAAUAUAUACACGACUCAACUUGUCAAAAAAACAAUUCCUUUUGCACCAAAUCUAGAUCUGUGUCUAAAUCACCAAUCCAACAGUAUCUCCAUUAAAAGGAAAGGAAAAAAAAUGAGGGUGGCUGAGUCUCAGGUUUGGCAACCAUGCAAGAAGAAGAGGAGGACGUUGGGAGAAGGAAUAUUCGCGAAGGUGAAAUUUGCCAGGAACAUAGAGACUGGAGAGAAUGUAGCAAUCAAGAUUCUUGAUAAAGAGAAAGUUUUGAAGCAUAAUAUUAUUGCUCAGGUUGACAGCUAUUCUACAUGUUUUAUUUUUGACCUUGACUUAAUUCUGCAUUCAAAUUUAGCUGACUAUGCAAUUGACAUCCUUUUUAACUUUCACAAACUUACUUUCCCUUUGAAUCUCAUUUCUGUUUUACUUUGCACAUGCUACAUUGUUCUUUUUCUUUGUCCUGUGCAGAUUAAACGUGAAAUUUCAACAAUGAAACUCAUCAGACACCCAAAUGUCAUCCGUAUGUAUGAGAAGAAUACUCCACUUGGCUUUAGAACUAAUACAAUUAUGGCUAGCAGAGGGAGGUUAAAGGAAGAUGAAGCUAGAAAGUAUUUUCAGCAGCUUAUUAAUGCUGUGGAUUACUGCCAUAGCAGAGGUGUUUGCCAUCGAGACCUCAAGCUUUGUUUUUGUAAUUUACAGCCAGAGAAUUUGCUGCUGGAUGCCAAUGGAGUUCUUAAAGUUUCAGAUUUUGGUUUGAGUGCUUUACCUCAGCAAGUUCGAGAGGAUGGGUUACUUCACACAACAUGUGGAACACCAAAUUAUGUUGCUCCAGAGGUGAUCAACAAUAAAGGCUAUGAUGGAGCUAAGGCAGAUUUGUGGUCAUGCGGGGUGAUACUCUUUGUCCUAAUGGCUGGUUACUUGCCUUUUGAGGACUCCAAUUUGAUGGCUCUAUAUAAAAAGAUAUUUAAGGCUGACUUCAGUUGUCCUCCAUGGUUCUCCUCAAGUGCCAAGAAAUUAAUCAAGAGAAUCCUAGACCCUAAUCCAUUGACAGACCUUGUUAAACGGGAAACAAAAUUCACAUCAAAACGCCCUAUGGAUGAAUUUGUGGUUAAUGUUUAUGUGAAAAGAAUUACCAUUCUUCAUACGGUCUUCUUUAUCAUAUUUUAUCAUUUUUGUUUUACCAGCCUCGGUAAAGAUUGUCUUGGUUUCAAGUUCUUUCUCAUGGGGAUGAUGUAUUUCGUAUCUGCAUUAGGCACUUCAAAUUUCCAUUUCUUUGGGUAUUGUUGGCUGAAAUGGAAAGAUUCUUAUAUGAAGCUUCUUGGAGAAAAAACUGGAUGCAAGGGUCAUUUGGCUGUUACAACAGAGAUUUUUGAGGUAGCUCCUUCACUUUGCAUGGUUGAACUCCGAAAGUCUGGAGGAGAUACCCUGGAAUUUCACGAGUUCUAUAAUAAUCUCUCUACUGGGCUAAAAGAUAUCGUUUGGAAAACAACUGGGGAAGGAAAAACAGAAGAAAAGGAUGGGCCUGCUACUGGCUCUUCUUCUCCAUCCCGAUUACUGGUGUUUAUCCUGUUCUUCCAUUGUUGUAACUUCAUUUUCUCUAAACCACUGUAUACAUAUUCCAACCAGCUGACGUCUGCCUCUGCUGGAUGCUGUGAUUCAGAAAGAACUUACUGUGUAUCAUAUUUGCACUGCUGUUUGGAGACUAAUCGCAAAUUAGGAAGUGGGGACAACCAAGCGAUCAAGUUUAGACUUCAAAGUCCAAAUAAGCGAGGCCUGGCAGGCCCAAAUACUCACAGGCCCAUCCCUGACACUGAAAAGGAAACCCAAUCUUCUCGUGUUGCAACACUGUUUCGUUUCGAAAUUAUUAGUUGGGCCAAAAGAGGAAGGAGGGAAGGCUCUGCAAUGAGAGAAGAGGUAAUUAGCUCUGCUGGGACCAUAGAUCCCACUCCUGCUGCGAGUUCUGCUGGGGCAUCCUCACUUGCCGUUCCAACAAAUGUUGGCAGUGUAGAUUGGUCUGGUCAUGGCCAAACUUCCAAAGCAGCUUCUCAAUCAUGUGUUGGAUCUCAAGCACCAUGGAUUUCACUCAGUACUAAUGCUGGUGGAUCUGCUCUUGGAUCAACAAGAACUUCUUGUCGACCAUGGGAAAGAGGGGAUCUUCUUAGGCGUUUGGCUACAUUUAAGCCUAUGAAUUGGUUUGGGAAACCUAAGGUUGUGAGCUCGUUGGCAUGUGCUCAGAGAGGUUGGAUAAAUAUAGAUGUUGAUAAAAUUGAAUGCGAAACAUGUGGGGCAUAUCUGCAUUUUACUUCCUCCGCAUUGUGGGCUGCUUCUGAAGCUGAGGAUGCUGGUGUAGCCUUUUCUAAGCAGUUGGAUGUUGGGCACAAAGUUACUUGUCCUUGGACAGGAAACAGAUGUCCAGAAAGCUUGGUUCAAUUCCCGCCAACACCUCAGUCUGCCCUAAUUGCAGGAUACAAGGAUAGAUGUGAUGGUCUUUUGCAGUUUCAUUGUCUUCCUGUCAUAGCUGCAUCUGCAAUGGAGCAUAUGCGAGUGUCACGGGGUCCCCAUGUUGAUCGCCUUUUGUCUCAGUUGCAGAAUAGUGUGGCGGAAUUUGAAUCUAGAUCAGAGAGUAUACCAGAACUUGAUAAUGCUCAAGAUGGUGCAUUUUGUCUAUAUUCUUGUUCACAAAAGCUCAUAAGCUUGUGCGGAUGGGAACCGAGAUGGCUUCUAAAUGUCCAAGACUGUGAAGAACAUUCUGCUCAAUCAGCUAGAAAUGGAUGUUCUUUUGGUCCUAGUGCAGCCCAGGUCCAUCUUCCACAGGAUCCUGGACCAAGCAAAAAUGCUCUUGCUGCUUUAGCCAAGGAUGCUGGAAAAAGUAAAUUGUUAGUUGUGGAGUCUAGAUCUGAAUUCAGAUCACCUUUGUUAGACUGUAGCUUAUGUGGUGCUACUGUCAGGAUAUUGGAUUUUUUAACUGUUCCUCAACCUGCUCGUGUUGCUCCUAACAUUGAUAUCCCUGAUACAAUAAAAAAAAUGGGAUUGACACGUGGAGUAAGUGCAGCCAGUGGAACUAGUGGUUGGGUUGCUGCUGAUGAUCCGGAGAAAGAACCGACUGAAGACCGUGAUGAAGUAGGAACAACUGAUGAGAGAAAAUUGAUGCAAACAACAGAUGUUGAUUUGAAUCUUACAAUGGCUGGGGGUCUAUCUUUUAAUCAGUUGGGUAGAACCACAACAUUCAGAAAUAUGAAUGAUGCAGACAUGGGACGGGAUCUAAUGAUUGGGCAACCAUCAGGUAGUGAGGUUGGUGAUCGAGCAGCUUCGUAUGAAUCUCGGGGUCCUAGUUCUCGCAAGCGAAACUUGGAAAUAGGUGCCAGUUCAGAUGACAGGCCACAGUUACGCACACAACGGGCUGAUAGUGCUGAAGGAACUGUCAUCGAUCGUGAUGUUGAUGAAGUCACUGAUGGCAGACAAUAUUCUGCUGGGCCUUCAAAGCGUGCUCGUGAUUCAGAUAUUUUUGAUACUUACUGCUCACCGUAUCCGAGAGACUCAUCUGAUGCAGGUCCAAGCCAUUCAAUGGGUUUUGAAACUUAUGCAGAUGGCAAUAAAGUUGCUCUGUUUAGGCAAGGAAGCAACCAUGUUAUUGGAAUCUCCUCAGCUAGAGAUUCAACACGUGCAUCAUCUGUCAUUGCGAUGGAUACCGUGUGCCACAAUGCAGAUGAUGACUCAAUGGAAAGUGUCGAAAAUUAUCCUGGAGGUGUUGAUGAUAUCCAUUUUCCUUCUUCUAGUACAUAUGGCCACCUUGACAUGAAUGACACAUCGGAGUUGAAUUAUAGUAACCAAGCUCAGCAGAGUAUUUGUUUCCAACCAGCUGCUGAAGCAGCUCCGGGUGAAAUGGGCAUCAGCAGUACAAAUUAUGGUGAGGAAAUUUUCAAUGCUGAAACUGUGACAGCUCAGGCUAGGGAUGGGCUUAGUUUUGGAAUUAGUGGGGGGAGUGUUGGUAUGUGUGCCAGCCAUGAAGCUGAAUUCCACGGAGCAGAUGCCUCUGUGCAUAGAACACAUAGUGUAGUUGGUGAUGUGGAACCCAGAAUAGAAGAUGCUGAAAUUCAGGGUCAAACAGGUGAAUCUACUCCAUUUCCUGGGUUGAUGGAUGAGGUUGUCCCUGAUGAAAUAAAUAGGGAAAACCCUCAUGGUGACAGCCAAGAAAUGUUGUCUCGUUCUCUAGGAAGGGCUGACAGUGGUUCGAAAGUUGAUGGUUCUGCCAAGACAGAGUCUGUUGAAAGUGGUGAAAAGAUAAUCCAAAGCUUCAGACUAGUUCCAGAUAACAGUGCUCGUCCUUCUCUUUCCUGCAAUGCUUAUUUGUACUCUGGUAAUGAAACGUCGAAGAAAGAGGUAAAAGAUGCUGAAAAAUCAUCUUCCAUAAACAAUUGUCCAUACCGAGACCCAGAGUCAGAUUAUGCCGUUGCAAAUGGGAUAGGUAAAUUCUAUGUGCCAUAUUUGGUAGAUCCAACGCAUAGAAUUUGCAUUGAUUAUACUUCUCAAGGGCCGCCAAAAGGAGAAAGCAAUUAUGAAGAAGCUAUAGAAUUUGAUCCAAUUAUUCAUCACAACCAGUACUGCCCCUGGGUGAAUGGAAAUGUUGCUGCUGCUGGCUGUAGUAGCUCCGGUUCUGGCUCCAGCACAAGUGCUGAUGUUGUUGCACUUUGUGGAUGGCAGCUGACCUUGGAUGCCCUGGAUGCCCUGCGAUCACUGGGUCAUAUUCCUGUGCAGACAGUGCAGUCUGAGUCAGCGGCAUCAUUGUAUAAGGAUGAUCACCAAACUCCUGGUAAAAAGCUCCUUCGGCGGCACUCUAUGAACAAAAGUCACAGGAAACAUUGACAGUCAAACAUAAAGACACCUGCAAUGACUAGAUGGAAUAGCAUCCAAUGGUUGGAGCAAAUUGGGAGCUUUUCAGUUGUUGCCACUGGAACUUCUGCCAGGGGAAGUUCUUAUUAAAAACUUAUUUCAUGGUAAAGUAAUUUGUGUUAUUCAAGUUAGAUACAUGUCUAUACUGCAUAAAUUAUCUCUUUGCUUUCUUUAAGCAGGAUCUUCUGACUAUCUUAUUCACUUGAUCAGUGAUGUGACAGUAAACAUUUCUGUUAAUAAAAAAUGUGAUCUAGUUUUACAAUUCUCAUUUCAUGAAUUGGAAAUUGUGAUGAUGCUGCUAAUAAGAUGAAGAUUUAGAUCUAGCCCGUGUUUUCAUCUAUAGUUUCGAUUUUUAGAAUUUUUCAUAUUAAUAUGUAUUUUCUUUUUGUAAAUUAUAGUUUCUGGGCAAAGACUGUACUAGUAUUAGCGGAUUAGGUUGAAUUUGCUGUAUCUGUAUUUACCUACUUUUUAUGACCUGGAUGGAGUAGAAUGUAGGCAUCUUGCGAAAACAUCAAACAACCAUACGAAAUCCUGGCAUAUAUGUUCUAUUGCUGCUCUUACUAUAUCUACCCGAUUAACAGUAACAGAUACGUCUUGCAUAUUCCCAUGCUUUUUAACCUAACAGAGCCCUCAAUCCCUUUGAGUCCGGGGACUCCUUGUUUGCUCCAAGCUUCUCAGAAAGGUUCCAAAAUUCCCUGUUUCGUCGACUUGUUGAAGAAGACAUUGGCAUUCUGAAAAUUUAUUGGGAUACCCUCUCUGGGUUUCAUUGAACUUUUUUUCAUGUUGCAAGAGGAAUCCAAACAAGACAAAACUGCUACGUAGUUUUGUCAAAGUGUUGCUCUUUGUUGCAGUUUGUCUGGGUGAAGACAU
Durio zibethinus is the source of this 5766-nucleotide messenger RNA. The record is from RefSeq and is a predicted model, not a curated record. NCBI's taxonomy places the organism in Eukaryota, Viridiplantae, Streptophyta, Magnoliopsida, Malvales, Malvaceae.